UUACAAUUUUAUUUCAGUUCAUUCAAUGUUUUGUAAAAAUAAACGAACGUAUUAAUUAUGUAGUCAUGAUAUGGAACACGUAGUGUGUUUAUAGUCCUCAAUAGGCCACAGGAUGUACCAUUAGCGCUCGUGGGGGUGUUAUUUUUUAAUAAAAGACGCGAUUAACAACUGAUAACGGUAUGUUCGUUUUAGUUCUGUAUGUUUAUAGUGUGUUAAUUCUGUGGUAUGUAAAUAAAAAAAAAACGUCAGUCUGUUAAAGUCCUCGAUCGGACGCGAACCCCCGUCGCGCUGUUUUGGUCGCGUCUCGAAUCCGUGAUUCCGGCUCGAUCGCGGUUCCUGCGGCCCGAGGCGCUGAGAUCAGCGAGAAAAUCGCGAGCACGUCGUGCCUCUGAUUGACGCGUGUCAGACGCGUUCACUUACUAAUAACAGCCGACGCGUUUAAUCCGCUAACGGUAUCGCUGUGUCUGUUAAUGUGUAACGGAGAGUAUGUUUGUCAUGUUCUGUCAUUCAGGUCAGUGCGGACUUGAGUCGGAAUUACCGGACGCGAUCGAUUCGGGUUUUCUUUCUGUCACGCGAGGACUCUGACCUGUUCCUGAUGGUAUUUUAGGAAUCGCGAAUGUCGUUUUUCAGAUGUGAUCGGUACCGCAGUGCGACCAAAAUGUUCGAACGCGUGCGUCCGAUUCGGUCUUCGUGACGUCACGCAGCUUCAUUCUUCGCCUUUUGACAAAUGUAUUGUCGCUGCACGCGCUCGCGCGUCCGUUAGUUUGACGUUCAGCGGGUUGCGGAGCUUUCUGUCAGUCUGAGGCGCCUCAGAGGCGGCAUGGACCUCAAUUUUUACUCGGAUCUGUCGGACGGAACCGGGCAGCCCGGUGACCCGGAGUUCUUGGAUCCCCAAGCGUUUAACGGAUUUGACGCCGUUCAGAAGUUCCCAGGAGGAAAUGACAACUACCUGGCCAUCAGCGGCGAGGGUCAUCACUUCCUGACCUCCUCAGAAGUGCGAAUGUCCUCCACGUUCCCCGCCGAGACGUUUCACACUCCCAGUCUGGGCGAUGAGGAUUUGGAUCUGGACCCGGACUCGGCGCUGGGCGUCGCUGACGUGGUGUCUGAUUUCGGAGAGCUGGGUGACGGCGGGCCGUCCUCGGGCGUUCCCGGGAACGCCGUGGUUGGAGGGAACGACCCGUCGUUCGCAUCAACCUUUGUAAACGCGCCUUCGCAGGGCCUGGAGCACCUGAGUCUGAUGAGCCAGCAGGGCGGCGGACCGAUGCUGGGAUCCACGCUGGGAAUGGAUCUCGGUCAUCCCAUCGGUUCUCAGUUCAGCAGCUCUUCUCCGAUGACCAUCGACGUCCCGCUGAGUGACAUGAACCACGGCCUGCUGGGGCACAACCAGCUGACCACCAUCGACCAAUCAGAGCUCAGCGCGCAGCUCGGCCUCAGCCUGGGCGGCGGCACCAUUCUGCCCCGCCCACAGUCACCUGACCAGCCGCUGUCCGCCACCGACUCGCCGUCAGAUUCGCUGCACGACGACGACAUGGACGAUUUCCGACGGAAGAGCGUUCUGGUGGAUUCUCCAGUGUCUCUGCCCGUGUCGUCAGGCGUCAUCUCCCUCUCGCCGUCUCUAUCGGAGCAGCAGGCCGUCCCAGCAUCCUCCUCUGCUCCCGUACGGAAGGGAGUGGGUGGGAAAAAGGGCAAGAAGAAGAAAGACCCGAACGAGCCGCAGAAACCCGUGUCGGCUUACGCGCUGUUCUUCAGAGACACGCAGGCCGCCAUUAAAGGACAGAAUCCCAACGCCACCUUCGGAGAGGUGUCCAAGAUUGUCGCCUCCAUGUGGGACAGUCUGGGAGAAGAGCAGAAACAGGUCUACAAGAGGAAAACAGAAGCUGCUAAAAAGGAGUAUCUGAAAGCCCUGGCAGCUUACAAAGCCAAUCAGCUGUCACAGCAGCCGACUAUUGAAGUGUUAGACGCUCCCCCGUCUCCUCCCGCAGCCGCCGCCGUCGUCCCGCCUCCCGAACCCGCGCCGACCGUCACCCCGACGCGCUCGUCCCGCAUCCCGGUGCACGCGCCCGACAACAACACCAUCACCAACAUCUGCACGUCCAACAUCAUCCUGGACCUGCCGCAGGUGACGACGCGCUCGCGCACGGGCGCGCACAAACCCCAGGCCCCGCCCCCCGCCCCGCCCCCUGUCAACAAGAUCGUCAUUUCCAAGCAGCAGCUGCAGUCGCCGCGGCAGCCUCCGCCCCUCCAACAGAUGCAGAACACGCCUCCGCCCCCGCGCCUGCAGCAGAUGGUACAUUCCCCGGCUCCGCCCCCUCUGCAGGCCAAACCGCGUGGAGCCGCCGCCGCGGGACAGGUGGUCGCCACGGCGCCGCCGCCUCUGCAGAUCAAGAUCGUCCCGGCGCCCGCGCAGGCCGACAUGAGCGCGCCGAUCAUCGUGACGACCGCGGAGUCGCCGGGCGCGGCCUCGUCUGUGGUGGAGGUGCCGCCGCCCGCUGCCAUAGUAACGGACUUGUCGCCGUCGGCAACGGAGGAGGUAGCUGAAGAAGGGAUGGAGGUGGAGGUGAACGUGUCUCCGGUUCCAGACGCUCCUCCUGCAGACGUUCCCAGUGUGUGUGUCCGCGCCGGCUGCAACAACCCGCCUAUAGAGAGCAAAGACUGGGACCGAGAAUACUGCAGCAACGAGUGUGUGGCCACUCACUGCAGAGACGUGUUCAUGGCUUGGUGUGCCAUCAGAGGACAAAACUCGACCACCGUCACAUAGAAACACGUGGACACGGACAGAUGUGUGUGUGGAUGGACACUGAACCCUCAGCGUGAAGCUUUGGCUGAAGAAGAACUGCAGAAAAACCUGUCGAAGUCUCAAACCGAUUAGGAACAGAUGCACAGACAGUCCGGUUUAAUACACCUUUGCUGCGCAGACUGACAGAGCAGUAAAAAAAAAAUAAAUAUGGGAUGAGAAAAAUAUGAAUAUUUAAAGACAUUCAAAUAAUGUAACUGUAUAUGAACAUGCAACUGUGGUAUUUGGUGUCAGAGUGCAGGAUGGAGGCCCUUUUGACCAGCUGUGCGAUUGUUCUCGUGCAUCAAAACCGCAGAAACACAUUUUACACAAGUACACAAACAUAUGUUUGGCUUAUAAAUCUCUGUCAGACAUUUCAGAACGCAACAAUGCACAAAACCGAAGCGCCUGUGUUUCUGUACUCGCAUAGAGGAUGUUUCUGCCGUUGAGCACGAGUGUGUGUGUGUGUGUGUGAGAGAGAUUGAGCACCAAACUGAUUCUUAAGCUAAUAAUGGACAGACUGUUUUAAAACCAUGACGUCACUCGUGUGAAUAUUCCUGAUUUCAUCACUUACUUGAUUUUUAUUUUAAACAAGGGCAAAAAUGACCAUGGUAACUACAGUUUAUUCCCAAAAUUCUGUUGUUGCUAUGGUUACUGUUACAGUAAAACUGUGGCAACGGAACACAAAGUCAAAACAAAGAUUCAGCAAAACGGCACUUUGCCUUAUUUAUUGAUUUUUAUUGUACUAACAAUUGUAAAAUCUGUUUAUAUGAAUGCAUUUGGCAGACGCUUUUAUCCAAAGCCAGUUGCACUCAAGCUGUACAUUUAAUGAGUUGACGCGUUCCCUGAGAAUCGAACCCGUGACCUUGAUGUUGCUAACGCCAUCAUUGGGAAACAGUGGUUACAGUGGUGGAUUUUUGUAAAGGAGUGUUUUAAUAUCUUUUACAUUCUCAGAACUUACCGUGAAUUUAAAACGAAUAGAUUUUAUAUUGGGGAAAUGUACAGAAAGGGACAUUAUAUGUUUAACUGCUCAUGAAAAUAUGAUUUUCUUUUGGAUUUUUCUUCAUUUCUUUGACUUUUGGACUGUUGUAACAUCAUCUCAGUUCUUUCAUUGUGUUGAGGAGUUUGAGUUGAACAAACAAUCAAAUGGAAGAAAUUAAAAGAAAUAAAACAGGAAUGUGUGGCUGAUCAUUA
This is a messenger RNA of Labeo rohita (rohu), 3967 nucleotides long. RefSeq names its product TOX high mobility group box family member 4 b (gene tox4b). Gene Ontology annotation, cellular component: nucleus. The record is from RefSeq and is a predicted model, not a curated record. Gene Ontology annotation, biological process: regulation of transcription by RNA polymerase II. Bases 821 to 2758 code for a protein of 645 amino acids. Lineage: Eukaryota; Metazoa; Chordata; Actinopteri; Cypriniformes; Cyprinidae. The transcript is spliced from 9 exons. Gene Ontology annotation, molecular function: chromatin DNA binding.